UUCUGUGAAAACAAGGGUUGUAAGGGAAUGAGAGGGGAGACAAUGAAGAAAAACCGACCGGGAGAGAACCCCAGCCCCAGAGGUUUUCCUGAGAAUUGACGGGUCUUUUUGGGGCUGACCGAUCCCGUCGGAGGCGGCGGAGGGAGCAAGCCUGCCCGCUGAGCCGGGGACUUCCUGGGACCGGCUAUUCCCUUCGGAUGCGGACUGGCAAACCUGUAGGAAAUUCUCCCGCCGCCCUGCGAAGCCACCAUGAAUUCAGUGGCUGGAAAUAAGGAGAGGAUUGCAGUCACGGCGCGGAGCAGAAAAUACGGGGUGACCGACCCCUGCUCCCCCACCAAGCCCGCCGCCCCCUUCUCCCCCGAGAGCUGGUACCGGAAGGCGUACGAGGAGUCCCGGGCGGGCGGUCGCCCGGCGCCGGAGGGAGCUGGCUCUGCCCUGGGCUCCUCCGGCACCCCGUCCCCCGGCUCCGGCACCUCUUCGCCGGGCUCCUUCUCCGGCUCGCCGGGACCCGCCUCGCCCGGCAUCGGCACCAGCUCCCCCGGCUCCCUGGGCGGCUCGCCGGGCUUCGGCACUGGCUCGCCGGGUUCCGGCAGCGGCGGCGGCUCCUCGCCGGGCUCGGACCGCGGCGUCUGGUGCGAGCACUGCAACGCCCGCCUGGCGGAGCUGAAGAGGCAGGCGCUGAAGCUCCUCAUCCCCGGGCCCGUCAGCAGCAAGGACCCAGGUUUCUCUUCGUUGAUUCACGAGAAGCUCCAAGUUCCCAAUACCAUCCGUAAGGCGUGGAAUGAGAAAGACAGCAGAUGUGAUGUUUGUGCCACGCACCUGAACCAGCUGAAGCAGGAGGCCAUUCAGAUGGUGCUAACCUUGGAGCAAGCUGCCAACUCAGAACAUUACGAUGCCUCACCAGGCUCUCCCCCACCUCUCUCCAAUGUCCCCACGUUGGUGAGUCCCCGGCAUAUGGGCAGCCUGCAGCCCAGGGACUGGGCAUACGUGCCUGCUCCUUAUGCUCCAUCUAAUUAUACAGGCUUUGUUGCCAACAAACACAGUGGAAAGCCCAACAGUUUAGGAAUUGGAAAUGGGGUGGAGAAAAAAAAUGGCUCUCCUGGACACCAAGCCAAGGUCAGCUUUCAAAUGGCCACCAGCCCCAGCAAUGGUAAUGUUCUGAACUCUGUGGCUAUCCAGGCCCACCAGUACCUUGACGGCACCUGGUCUUUGUCAAGAACAAAUGGAGUCACUCUCUAUCCCUACCAAAUAUCUCAGCUUAUGACAGAGACUAGUCGAGAGGGCCUGACUGAAGCAGCAUUGAACCGCUACAAUGCAGAUAAACCCUCCCUGUACAGCUUCCCUGCUUCCCAGAGCACAUAUGUUGCCAGUGAAGUAUCCACAGGCACCUCGGUGGCAGCAUCAUUUUUUGCCAGAGCUGCUCAGAAAUUGAACCUGUCUUCCAAAAAGAAGAAGCACAGGCCUUCUGCAUCAUCUGUUCCUGAAUCUCCUCUCUUCUCUACCUGCUUCAGCAGUAUCCUUCAAACUUCCCCACCCCCUGCACCACCUUGUUUGUUGAGGGCAGUCAGCAAAGUGAAAGACACUCCUGGCUUGGGCAAGGUCAAAGUCAUGGUGCGCAUUUCUUCCACGCUUGCCAGAGACACGUCUGAGUCCAGCUCUUUCUUAAAAGUUGACCCCCGUAAGAAGCAAAUCACACUGUAUGACCCAUUGGCCUGCGGAGGUCAGAAUGCUUUCCAGAAAAGGGGCAGCCAGGUUCCACCCAAGAUGUUUGCAUUUGACGCAGUUUUCCCUCAAGAUGCGUCACAGGCUGAAGUAUGUGCUGGGACUGUGGCUGAGGUGAUCCAGUCUGUGGUCAAUGGGGCAGAUGGCUGCGUGUUCUGCUUUGGUCAUGCCAAGCUUGGGAAGUCAUACACCAUGAUUGGGAAGGAUGAUUCUAUGCAAAACCUUGGAAUAAUUCCUUGUGCCAUCUCGUGGCUAUUCAAGUUGAUUAAUGAGCGCAAAGAGAAGACAGGAGCGCGCUUCUCGGUCCGGAUUUCUGCAGUGGAAGUGUGGGGGAAGGAGGAAAAUCUGAGAGACCUGUUGUCAGAAGUGGCAACAGGCAGCCUGCAAGAUGGCCAGUCCCCAGGUGUCUACCUUUGUGAAGACCCCAUUUGUGGCAUGCAGCUUCAGAAUCAGAGCGAGCUCCGUGCCCCUACGGCAGAGAAGGCUGCCUUCUUCCUGGACGCUGCCAUCGCCUCCCGCCGCAGCAGCCAGCGGGACUGCGCUGAGGAGGAUCACCGCAACUCCCACAUGCUCUUCACGCUGCACAUCUACCAGUACCGCAUGGAGAAGAGCGGCAAAGGCGGAAUGUCUGGAGGUCGCAGCCGCUUGCACCUUAUUGACCUGGGCAGCUGCGUGAAAGUGCUCAGCAAAAACCACGAGGGAAGCUCUGGCCUCUGUCUCUCCUUGCCUGCGCUGGGCAAUGUCAUCCUUGCCCUUGUCAAUGGAAGCAAGCACAUCCCAUACAAAGACAGCAAGCUGACCAUGUUGCUCCGAGAGUCCUUGGGGAAUAUGAACUGCCGCACCACGAUGAUAGCUCACAUUUCAGCCGCUGCGGGGAACUACGCUGAGACGCUCUCCACCAUCCAGAUUGCCUCAAGAGUCCUCAGGAUGAAGAAAAAGAAAACUAAGUACACAUCAAGUUCUUCUGGAGGAGAGAGCUCUUGUGAGGAGGGCCGGAUGCGGAGACCAACCCAGCUGAGACCUUUCCAUUCCAGAAACACUGUGGACCCAGACUUCCCUAUUUUGCAUUUAUCCAGUGAUCCUGAUUAUUCAUCCAGCAGUGAGCAGUCAUGUGACACAGUGAUUUACGUUGGCCCCAAUGGCACUGCCCUUUCUGACAAGGAACUGACAGAUAAUGAGGGUCCCCCUGACUUUGUUCCCAUAGUUCCUGCUCUGCAAAAGACCAAAAAUGAGGGCAGAUUGGAGGAAAUUAGUGAAUCAGGGCCCAGCACAUCUGAAAGAGACUGCCUGAAGUGCAACACCUUUGCAGAGCUCCAGGAGAGACUGGAUUGCAUCGAUGGCAGCGAAGAGACCGACAAAUUUCCCUUUGAAGAGAUGCCUGCUCAGUUUAGUUCAGACCAGGCGUCUAAGUGCGCUGUCUCAAGCCAGCUGGCAGAGCUUAGCCACUUACCAGAGUCAGAUAAGGAAGAUACAAUGCCAGAAUGUCAGAAUCCUGAUAGAGAAGCCAAGGAAAAUACAAAUACAACCCCCAGCAAAACUAGGAGAAAUCACUCCCCUGUUCCUUCUGGAGCUCUUACCAAUCUUUCAACUCCUUCUUCUCCCAGGAGUGUAACAGGCAGCUCUAGUAAAGAGCUUAACUCUUGUCAGUUAGCACACAGCACCAGCUUGCAGAGCAGCAGAGAAGGGCUCAACACCUGUGGAUUUGUGGAAGGCAAACCUCGGCCAAUGGGUUCACCCCGGCUUGGCAUUGCAAGCCUCUCAAAGACAUCUGAGUAUAAGCCACCAACUUCUCCUUCCCAGAGGUGCAAGGUCUAUACACAGAAAGGAGUCCUGCCCAGCUCUACUCCCCCACCAGCUCCACUGAGUAAGGAUGCUGCUAUGACAUCUACUGAAUCUUUAUUACAGCCAGAAAUUCGGACCCCACCCGUAGGCAUGAGCCCUCAGAUUAUGAAAAAAUCAAUGUCGUCCAACAAUGGGGAUUUGGAAGAGACGGUUCUCAAUGAAGAUCAGCAACAAAGCAUUUCUCCAGAAUCCAAGAAGGAGAUUCUGAGCACAACCAUGGUGACUGUGCAGCAGCCAUUGGAGCUGAAUGGAGAGGAUGAGCUUGUGUUCACCCUUGUGGAAGAACUGACCAUUAGUGGUGUCCUUGACAAUGGGCGCCCAACCAGUAUCAUCAGUUUUAACAGUGACUGCUCUGUGCAGGCUUUGGCCUCUGGCUCUAGGCCAGUUAGUAUUAUCAGCAGUAUUUCUGAAGAUCUUGAAUGUUACUCCAGUGCAGCUCCUGUGUCUGAAGUCAGCAUCACACAGUUCCUUCCUCUUCCAAAGCUGAGUCUGGAUGACAAACCCCAGGAUGAUGGCAGCAGGCGCUCAUCCAUCAGCUCGUGGUUGAGUGAAAUGAGCACGGGGAGUGACGGUGAGCAGUCGUGCCACAGCUUCAUAGCCCAGGCAUGCUAUGGGCAUGGGGAAGCAAUGGCAGAGCCCCCGGUCUCCGAGUUUGCGAGCACCAUACAAAGCGCCAGCAUGAUUUGUGUAAGUGACAGACAGAAGUCGGUGGCUGACAACAUGCUUAUACUGUCGGAAAUUGGGGAGGAAGCUUUCGGCAAAGUGCCACCCAUCAAAGGCUGUAAAAUAUCAGCUCUAGGCAAAACUACUGUCACAAUCAAAAACACAGCAAGUCUUAGCAGCUGUGAAGGCUACAUCCCAAUGAAGACGAACAUUACCGUGUAUCCAUGUAUUGCUGUUAAUUCCUUCAAAGCUCAAGACACUGAUAAUGUUGUACCGGCUGGAACUGCAGACUCAAAGGCUGUUCAUCCCCAUGAAGGGAAAGAAUCCAUUGCUAAGAAGGUUAUCAAAUUUGAAGACCCUUGGUUGAAGAGAGAAGAAGAUGUUAAAAAGGACAGCCCUGGGAGCAGUGAUGAGCCAAGGCCUGACACAGUCACGGUUUCAGCCAAGCCUGAGCACAGCACAAAACAGUCCUCCACAGACAGGCUUAGCACCAGCAGUGGGGACACCUCUGUUUCCCCAGGAUCUGACAGUCUUAAAAGGAUUGUGGAUGGGUGUGAGGUGGCAACAUCUGGCUCUGCAACCCAAAGCCCUGUUCAUUCCAGUGAUGGCUUGAAGAAUUGUAGCCUCCCUCGAGGGCUCCCAAAGGCAAGCAAGGUGGAGGAAUCUGACUGUCAUCUCCAUCCUACUUCUACUGACAGCACUGGAGUCAGUUCUUCUGCCCUUCCCCAGUUUUCUAAGGCUAGUCUUGACAGGAAAAUAGCCUCUCCCAAACACUGCAUACUCACCCGUCCCAAAGGGACUCCUCCUCUGCCACCUGUGAGAAAGUCAAGCUUGGAUCAGAAGAACAGAGCCAGCCCCCAGCACAGUGCAGCCAGCAGCACCACAAGCAGUCCCUCCAGCCAGCCUGUGUCCUUCCUGGCCAGCUUCCCAGAGGAGCAGAAUGCCAAACAAAAAGGCCCUGGCAUAGAUAGCAGCAUCAACAACAGCAGCAGCAAGCUCUUCAGUGCCAAGCUGGAGCAGCUUGCCAGCAGGACCAACUCCCUAGGGAGGUCCACAGGAAGCCACUAUGAGUGUUUGUCACUGGAAAGAGCAGAAAGUCUGUCCUCUGUGAGCUCCAAAAUGAGCCCUGGCAGAGACACCACCAUGCCUAGGGCUGGAAGGAGCUUCAGCCGCAGUGCCAUGUCCUCACCCACCAACUCAGGCCUUUCCCAGUCGGCAGGUGCCUCCCCAAAAGCCAGCCAGUCAAAGAUCUCUGCUGUCAGCAAGCUUCUGCUGGCAAGUCCCAAGGCCCGCAGCCUCUCUGCCUCUGCCACCAAAACGCUCAGCUUCUCCACCAAGUCUCUGCCUCAGUCUGUAGGGCAGAGCUCCAGUUUGCCCCCAAGUGGGAAGAACAUGUCCUGGUCAAUGCAGUCCCUCAGCAGAAGCCGGGGCUCCAGCCUUGCUUCCAAAUUGCCCCUUCGAGCUGUCAAUGGGCGGAUUUCAGAGCUGCUCCAAGGGAGCACCAGUGCCAGAGGCGUACAGCUGCCGGGAAGCUUGGAGACAGAUGAACGUGGGGGCCUUCCUGGAGACGAGAAGCCAGCUGUUCACAUGCUGCCUUCACCUUACAGCAAGAUCACCCCUCCUCGGAAACCUCACCGCUGCAGCAGCGGCCAUGGGAGCGACAACAGCAGCGUCCUGAGUGGGGAGCUGCCCCCUGCCAUGGGGAAAACAGCCCUCUUCUACCACAGCGGGGGCAGCAGCGGCUAUGAGAGCAUGAUGAGGGACAGCGAGGCGACGGGGAGUGCCUCCUCAGCGCAGGACUCCAUGAGCGAGAACAGCAGCUCUGCCAGUGGCAGGUGCCGGAGCCUCAAAACCCCAAAGAAACGAUUAAAUGCAGGUUCACAGAGGAGGAGGCUUAUUCCAGCUUUAUCCCUUGACACCGCCUCCCCAGCAAGGAAGCCUGCCAACAGCCCUGGGGUCCGCUGGGUGGACGGGCCGCUGCGGAGUGGGCAAAGGGGGCUGGGGGAGCCCUUUGAGAUCAAAGUCUAUGAGAUAGAUGAUGUGGAGAGGCUCCAGAGACGGCGAGGUGGGGACAGCAAGGAGGUGAUAUGUUUCAAUGCCAAGCUGAAAAUCCUGGAGCACCGCCAGCAGAGAAUCACUGAGGUCAAGGCCAAGUAUGAGUGGUUAAUGAGAGAACUGGAAGUGACCAAACAGUACCUGAUGCUGGAUCCGAACAAGUGGCUCAGUGAAUUUGAUCUGGAGCAGGUAUUUGAGUUGGAUUCUCUGGAAUACUUGGAGGCCCUGGAAUGUGUGACUGAGCGUUUGGAAAACCGUGUCAACUUCUGCAAGGCCCAUCUCAUGAUGAUCACCUGUUUUGACAUCACCUCUAGACGCCGAUAAAGUAUGAACCUCAAGAGAAUUUCAAUGCGCAUCUCUGCCAUCCUCCUUUUCCCUUGCAAACAGCAUCCCAAAGACAAAAGAAAGAGGAUGAAGGUUGGAGUCAAGUCUCAGCUGUGCGUAUGAGAGAUUUGCUAUAUUAUACAGAGGAGUAGUAUUAAAAAAACAAACAGAACAAGCAUGGAAAAUGGAGUGAGAUACUCUGGAAGGUUGUUGAUACUCUUAGCCUAAAAGAGCACUUUGUGGAACCUUUUAAGGACAUGUCUGUAAAUAAGAACUGCUGGCAGAAGACACUUCUUUCCCUGCAUUAGCUGAGGAAGGAGGAAAGGUGGUUGUGGGACUUCCAUUGAGAGGUUCAUUAAAACAAAACCUACCCAGAAAAACUGAUCAAGUGCCUUGCAAAUCUUUGUUACCCAAACAUUUAUGUUCAUACUUUAUUGUGUACAGAUGGUGCUAGUCAAGAAAAGAAAAAGGAAAAAAAAAAAACAAAUACACUUUUGAAAUGUAUUUACAGCUUGUUUUUCUCUUGGUGUUUUCUCCUAUUUCAGACUUGCUGUUUCUAAGUAACUUGUGUUUGUAGAGAUAUUUCCUAAUCAGUACAACAUAUAAAUAAAUGUUAAUUGUCUUUUCUUGUUACCAGAGUAAGGCCACUCAAAGAGAAAUUCAGCUUUCCCAGAUGACACAAACAUAUUUCUAGCAGAGAGUAAGGUUUGUUUAAAUGCUUUUCUGUACUCUCUUAUAUACUGGAGAACACCAUCAUUUUCCCAGCCUUUAUGGUUUUGCAGUGUGUGAGAGAGAAGUGACAUUACUGUGAAGUAAAUAUCUUUUCGAUUUGAUCCAACCCCCAUAACUUGUUUUCUUCUUCAUAUAUGUUUUGCUUUGUACUGGCUGGAGUUAUGAAUAAGGAAGUACUUUUAUCCUAACCCUUUUUUCUGGUGCUAGUAACGUGCUGGAAAAUUGUCCUCUCGCUAAGGGUUCUCAUGUUCAUCAGUCCAAAAAUGAGUGAUUUAUUCUUUCUUGGGACUAUGAGUGAUCAAAUUUAGCUCUGCCUCUUUACGACACAUACCACUGCGAAAUGUGUUUCGUCAGCUUCUGAUUCCUGGCCCAGUGUGUCCAUACUCACAGAUGUACCUGAGAAGUACAGGCUCUGCUCAGCUCAGCACAUUUGGAAAUAAAGAAAAUUAGUAGAUACAGCACUUUAAGCAUGAUGGCUGUGGCAUCCUUUACUAGUGCUGAAGCCAUGGCAAAAUUCACAUUGACAUCAAAAGGACAAAGGUCUGCAGCUCCAUGCACAUCCAGUUAUUCUACUAGUUGGCCCCUUUAUCUACAAAACAAUAUGUGGGAAGGAACAUUCUUUGUAUUUCAUAAACAAAUGUACCAAACCUGCAUUUUAAUUACAUAUGAACAUUAGAAUUACAAAGAAUUACUUUGUUGAAUUAGGUUUCUUAUUCCUCUAUACUGAAAUAAGCACAUUCACAAAAAUUCCUCUCUCACAUAGAUUUGUGUUACCCUCCUCUUGUCUAUGAGGAAAUAAGAGUCUCUUUUAAUAUACUCAAAAUGUGUCAAUUAACUACUGUAAUUAAGUGCAACUCUUUUUACCUGCACCAUCAUAUCAAUGCUGUCUUACAACACCCCAAGCAGCAAGUCCCAAUGGAAAAAUAAUACUGGUAGAUUUUUUAGUGGUUAGUGAACAGAAAAGUUUUUUUAAAAGGUAGAAGUAACAUUUGUAUAAUUUUAUUUUCUUUUAGUGCUCUGCAACUUUUAAUAACAAAUCUUACUCACUCUAUUACCCUUGUCACUGGAUUUUGUAGAAAAUUCUACUUAAAAUCUAUAGGAUUAUUUGGAAAGGAAAAAAAGUCCUGUGUGAAAGUCACUUUCUAGUCUGUUCCACAGCAAUUUCCUAUCAUGAAAUUUACAUUCUAAGGAAGUAUUAAAAACAUAUCCAUUUUUCCCUCAAAGAAAAAAACCAAAACCAACCAACUCAGAAAAUCCCCCCCAAACCAUGCAAUUUAACUGUCUUUCUUCUCUUUAUAGCAAUUUCAGUAGCAGUUACUAUGUAUUGGUUCUUUGGAGGCCAUCUUUUCUCUGCAGAGCCCCAUGGAUUGAGUACAGCUGCAGAGAGCCAAGGAAAUCCUCCCUGCACACAGCUCAUGACUUACACAGGAGUGGUGAUGUUUCUAUAAAUCAAGUGGACACAUUUCGGAGCUGUUGUAAAAUACCUAUUGCAUAUAAUAUCCCUCACCCUCAUGAACUCAAUUAUUCAUUGACUCUGGAUUUGGUGCUUUUGUAGAUUAGGAGGCAUUUUUUAUGGUUAGGCAUACCUAACCAUCAUUUUAAAGAGUAAGAGCAUAUGUUCACCCUGUUUAUCAUGAUGGACAAAAAUUGAUCCCUGAAACCAAAUUGAUUACACCAAGGAUGAAUUUUGCAUACUAAAACAUAUACGCUAAUUGAGCAGAAUCACAGUACUUAUAAAUAUUUUAUUCCUGAUGACCUAAUCAGAGUAGCUGUUAACUCCCAUAAUAUACUAGUAUUCAUAUUCUAAAAUCCAUAUGCAUUCUUGACUUUCUGUCAUUUCAUUUCAGAAUUUGCCAAUAUGUUUUUGAGAACUGUGAUAGCUUAAUACAAAAUAAGGAAUGAUAAAUUUGUGGAGAUGUGACAUGAUAAAACUUUUUCUUCUUGAAAACAGCUUUUUACUUCAGAAUUUAUAUUAUUGUAGUUCAAGUAUUUGCAAAACACAUAAAUCAAAGCAUUCAGGACCUUAUGAAAGUAAGUUUGCAGUAGCCAGCAUUUUAGAGAAGACACAUACACUUCUGCAAGUCAUCCAGGAAGUCCCAUUCUUUAAGGCAUUGCCAGCAUAGUGCUGUUUUUAUGCUGAUUUUUUAAAAGGCAUCAUGUUGCCCAAAAUACACAAGAGCAACAUGAAUGUAAUGCCUCAUCAUUUUCACAUUCAGAAAUCAAUCUUAUUUCCCUGGAACAGCUUUAGUAGGGAACAGCACUGUUAAUGUAAUUAGGUUUGAAGGUUAAUUCUUUGUUUGCACGUGCCACAGGAGAUCACAGCUCUAAAUUGUCAGGCUGUGAGAUGACUGUGGAACACCAGCACUGCUCCACAUCCCCACCAGCACCUGGGGCACUUCCUGACAACUCCUGCUCUUGGCAUACACAAACCUUAUUCAUACAAGGGACAGGAGUUGCUCUAUAACCAUAAAAUCAAGUGUAACCAUAGGCUGGAGACUUGGGCUUCAAGACCAUGGAUUCAGAUGUCCUUGUGCUCUGAAGGGUGUGGGAGAGCCCUAAUUCCUGGUACAUUUGUCACACGUCUUUUCUUUUGCCAUAUAUGCCUGGCAUUUGCUUCAAAACAAUUCUUUGCCAAUUCAUUCAGAACCAAGUAAUCCAAACUAUUACUUUACAGAAAGACAAGGAAGGAAACUAAUGCUCUCCUUUCUUAGGUUUUCUUCUCAUCUCACCUGCUCUGAUAAAACUGAGGCACAAUUGCAUUAAGAAUCAGAAGAAUUAUGACAGAGUAAACCCAGUUGUGAGGAAAAUACAUCCACUUGCAAUUUUUUUGGGUAUUUACUGUUAGUUAUAUAGUAGAAGUUCAUACAUGCUACUGUUAUGUAUUUAACACCGCCUCAUUUUGUGUAAGGACACAGGACUAUUGCUGAACAUAUAUCUUCGAUCCAGUCUCAGAAGACCCACUGCCAUAAAUCCUAGCUUCUGAAACUUUCAGGUCCAUAAAAUAGUAACUGGUACCAAGCAAUGGCAUGAUCCUCUGACACGAUUCUUAGUGAAAGCUGCAUAAAAUAUAUGAAAAGGGAUCAAAGAUACACACUGGCAUUUUUUUCUUUUAUCUCUAAAUGUGGCAAUUAUAGAGGCUGAAAGCUGGGACUGAUGCUGGGAGUAAUACACACCAAAUCCCAUGUUUGCUCACAGGGCAUAGUCAGUCAGUCUUGAAGUGUGGGUUUUACUUUUUCACUUUUUUCAUUUAUCUCAAUAAUAUGGCUUGUCUUAAAGUAGGGACCUGUGGCAUGGAAUUCAAAUGUGAUGACAGCUGAAAAAUAUAGACUCUUUUACAAAAAUCACCUUUUACAGAUGUUUGUGAUUUUACCGCAUCUUUUUUAAUGAGCUAAAAAUCAUUGUAGAAACAGAAGUUGUAUGUGCAUGGAUAAAUACGCAUGCACACAGCCUGGGUUGGCAUUGCUGCAGGGAAGUGGCAGAGCUGCUCACAAAUGGCAACACUGCCACUCCCCUUCCUUCCUCCACCCAGUGCCUGCCUACAAAACCAUUCCCCUUGCACUCACCUGGAUGAAGUUAACUUAUGCCACACUAUAGGCAAAACUUAUACUUGAAACUCUUUCAAGGGCUUCUUUAAAAGGUUCUUUCUUAACCGGAUUCUUCAGCCAACGUAGCCAAAUUGCUGCAGUUCCCAUGUAGAUGAAUUAAUCCUGAUGUCCUCAUGGUCUGUGUUUUGUAACUCCACAGGCUUUUGCAUUGGCAACACACAGCAGUUUUUGAAGACACAAGGCUGGCUGUUGCUAGCUAUCCUAAGAUUUGUAAGAGGUUUCCAAAUAACCAUAGCAAACAAAACUGUGAAUCAUUUGUCAAUGCAAAGUUAAUAAUCUCUCUCUCUUGCAUUUAUUGUGCGCUCAUCCCAGGGUUAUCUGAGCUUCCAUACCUGUUCCUGGAAAUAAUAAACCAUUUUAUUAUUGUCUUUAUCUUUUCUUCUUUCUCCUUCUCAAGCAACCUUUCAAAACAAGAAAAUAAUUAAUUUUCCCUUGAAAAUGUAGCACCCUUUUGCCACCAAAUUCACGAACAGCAGUCCCAUGCUCACUUAUGCAAACUUUUGAAGCUCACAAAAGGCAUGAUGAUUCUUCAAAGAAUGGAGGUGCUAAAAGUGUAAUAGGAGCAUUCAGUAGCAUUCAGCUAUAGUAUUUCAAUACUAUAUAUAUAUAUACUCAGCUAUAGUAUUUCAAACUACCUUCCAACCCUCCUGGACUGGAAAUAAAACACAACCCAAACUAUCUUACUUUGAGUGGUCCUACUUAAGUAUUGAGCAAACUUUAUAAUAAUGGUAAUAAAUUGGUGCUUGAGGCAGUUUCAGCUAUAUUACAUAUUCUCUAUAUACUAUAGAUAUGGAUGUAUUCACCCUCUUUAUUGUAUAUGUAUGUGUGUGAGUAUUUACAUGUAGCACACAUACAUAUAUGUUUUAUGUAUGCAUAGAUACUAACUUUUCUACAUUUUACUUCUUGCCCUCCCAUAGCUGAAACUGCUGGUUACUAACAUCCACAUCCACAUCCACAUCAUAUUCUAUGUAUGAAGGAUAUAAUUUAUUUGUAAACUCAGGAUGUUCUUGUUUUAUAGAGUUGCUUGUAUUUUAUAAUUUAUUUACACAUCAUGGUUGGAAAUGCUUAUCUAAGUGCUAUGCAUUGAAGUGUAUGUUUGCUAAAUCCAUUUCACUCUGUCCGUGGCAAUGUUCUUUCUCAUUAUAAUAGUCAUAUAAAAUAGGGCUAAGGAGAAGAGAAACUGAUAGAUAUGGAACUUAUUCUGGUCCCAUCAUUGGGCAAUUCCAGAGGAAGAUGUACCAGUAGUAUAUAUAUAUAAUCAACUAAAUUUUAUGGUGAAAAAAGGAGAAAGAACAGCAUGAGGACAAGUUCAAAAUGUGGAAAGUCACAGCCAUUUCCAAGUUUGUCGACAAAUGCAUUGAACCUUUUGCCAUUAAAAUUGUAAAGUUUAUUGUUUGCUGGCUAAAAAAUAUCCCUUUUGUGGUAUCUGAGGUGUGAAACAUUGUCAAAAAUAUGAUGUCUGGAAAAAAAACAAACUAUAGUGGCAUUAAAUGUUUACUUUUAUCUUACCAAUA
Molecule: messenger RNA, 12457 nt
Organism: Parus major (Great Tit)
Lineage: Eukaryota; Metazoa; Chordata; Aves; Passeriformes; Paridae
Gene: KIF26B
Product: kinesin family member 26B
Exons: 15
Coding region: 250-6606 (2118 amino acids)
Biological process (GO): microtubule-based movement
Molecular function (GO): ATP binding; microtubule motor activity; microtubule binding
Source: RefSeq, a predicted model, not a curated record